AUGCUACGGGUCCGUGAUGCAUCAGAGAGAGCUGACAUCCUGCAACAACUUGGCCUAACCACUAACGCUUCAAGGCAUUCUACCAUGGCGCCUGCAACAGCAUUCACCACCUGGGACCCUGAUAGGAUCACACCAUUUGUGCCAGCAGCCCGGCGAGGAGACGUCUCAGCA
Molecule: messenger RNA, 171 nt
Organism: Pelobates cultripes (western spadefoot toad)
Lineage: Eukaryota; Metazoa; Chordata; Amphibia; Anura; Pelobatidae
Source: the annotation of a GenBank genome assembly